Messenger RNA from Quercus lobata, 501 nucleotides. Its product is annotated as serine hydroxymethyltransferase 4-like. The coding region runs from base 1 to 501 and encodes 166 amino acids. The transcript has 2 exons. Gene Ontology annotation, molecular function: pyridoxal phosphate binding; glycine hydroxymethyltransferase activity. The record is from RefSeq and is a predicted model, not a curated record. Gene Ontology annotation, cellular component: mitochondrion; cytoplasm. Gene Ontology annotation, biological process: tetrahydrofolate metabolic process. Lineage: Eukaryota; Viridiplantae; Streptophyta; Magnoliopsida; Fagales; Fagaceae.
AUGGAUCCCGUGAAUGCUUGGGGAAACACACCUCUGAAAGCAGUGGACUCAGAUAUCCACGAUCUAAUUGAGAAGGAGAAGCGUCGUCAAUGCCGUGGCAUCGAGCUCAUUGCUUCCAAGAACUUCACCUCCUUCGCUGUCAUUGAAGCCUUAGGCAGUGCCCUGACCAACAAAUACUCAGAAGGCAUGCCCGGUAACCGAUGCUACGGAGGUAACGAAUUCAUCGACGAGAUCGAGAAUCUCUGCCGAUCUCGAGCCCUCCAAACCUACCGUCUCGACCCAACCCAAUGGGGUGUCAAUGUACAGCCAUAUUCAGGUUCACCGGCUAACUUCGCUGCCUACACCGCUGUGCUUCAACCACAUGAUCGUAUCAUGGGUUUGGAUCUUCCAUCUGGGGGUCAUUUGACACAUGGGUAUUAUACCUCUGGUGGGAAGAAGAUCUUUGCUACCUCCAUUUACUUCGAGAGUUUGCCUUAUAAGUUAUUUCCGUUGGUUGACUGA